This is a messenger RNA of Fusarium falciforme, 1458 nucleotides long. RefSeq names its product Peptide hydrolase. The record is from RefSeq and is a predicted model, not a curated record. The transcript has 3 exons. Gene Ontology annotation, biological process: proteolysis. Lineage: Eukaryota; Fungi; Ascomycota; Sordariomycetes; Hypocreales; Nectriaceae. Gene Ontology annotation, molecular function: metalloexopeptidase activity. The coding region runs from base 1 to 1458 and encodes 485 amino acids.
AUGAAGCUCAGCAAUCUCCUUUCCACUAUCGCCUUGGCGACUGGAGCUUCUGCAAGAAAGGCGUUGACUCCUGAACGAGUGGCAGCUAGUAUCAAUUCGGAAGACUUGCAAGAUGUUCUGCAAAACUUGUACAAGAUUGCGCAGGACAAUGAUGGCAACAGAGCAUUCGGGCUCCCCGGUUACAACGCCUCACUCGAUUUUGUUCUCGCUCGCCUAGGCUGUGGUAACCACUUCGACAUAACUGUCCAGCCAUUCACACACCUAUUCUCUCAUACUCGAAAUAUCACUUUGAUGGGCCCUGGCGGAGAUGAUGUCCAAGUCAUCUCGUUGCAGUAUAACCACGCCACCCCUCCCGAGGGAGUCACCGCCCCCUUGGCUCUCGUUCCAAUUGAUGACGAGCGUGGCUCCGGCUGCUUCCAGGAUCAAUGGAAUGACAUCGACGUGAAGGGAAAAAUCGCCUUGAUUAAACGUGGAAAAUGCCACUUUGCCGACAAACUCAAGUUUGCCAAGGACAAUGGUGCCUCGGCUGCCAUCAUCAUCAACGAUGAUCCCAAGCAGACUGGAGGAUCAGCUUCUCUCGGUGCAGAGAACUUUGGAAAACUUGCGCCUGUUGGAGUCGUUAGUUAUGAUCAAGGUGCUUCCUGGGUGAAGCGUAUUAACCAGGGGGAGAUUUUGGAGGUUGCCCUGUCCAUCGACGUCUUGACCGAGGAUCGAGAAACCUGGCAGAUUAUUGCCGACACGAAGGAGGGCGAUGCCGACAACAUCAUCAUGCUCGGCGCUCACCUCGACUCCAUUCAAGAAGGCCCUGGCAUCAACGACAAUGGUAGUGGUGUUGCCGCACUGCUUAGCAUCGCCGAAUCCUUCAAAAGGUACAGAGGGACAAAGAACAAGGUUCGUUUCGCAUUCUGGGGCGCAGAAGAGAGUGGGAUGAUUGGUUCUUUUCACUAUGCUUCCAAUCUCUCUAAAGAAGAGGCGAGCAAGAUCCGAUUCUACUUCAACUACGACAUGAUUGCCUCUCCACAGCCAUACUACAUAGUGUAUGCCGACUCGGACGCACACAAGACUGGGGCUCGUUUUCUUUUUGAAUACUUGAGAGACCAGGGCUACCCUGCCGAUCCCUUUGGAAGCUCAUCUGACUACAUCGGUUUUCUCGAGCUCGGUAUCCCCUCGUCCGGCAUAUUCACUGGCGCAGGAGCUCCCCAAGACGCAUGCUACCACACCUCGUGUGAUGACAUUAACAAUAUCAACAAAGAGGCCUUGCUGGUAAACGCAAAGGCAGCGGGUUUCGCAGCGGCAAACCUUGCUCUGAAUGUCGAUGAUGUUCCGGAACACGAAACCAUUAGUGUCAAUCCUAAGAGCAAGCGUGGUAUAUCGAGAAACAUGGCAAGAUGGGCCAACGUUGCCAGAGGUGCAGAGAAGGUGCAUAGUUGCGGGAGCGAGAGGAAGGUGUUUAUGUGA